Messenger RNA from Mus musculus (house mouse), 4822 nucleotides. RefSeq names its product junction adhesion molecule 2 (gene Jam2). Gene Ontology annotation, biological process: positive regulation of lymphocyte migration; leukocyte tethering or rolling; cell differentiation. NCBI's taxonomy places the organism in Eukaryota, Metazoa, Chordata, Mammalia, Rodentia, Muridae. The transcript is spliced from 10 exons. Gene Ontology annotation, cellular component: anchoring junction; cell-cell junction; plasma membrane. The record is from RefSeq and is marked validated. Bases 365 to 1261 code for a protein of 298 amino acids.
GUCUGGGGGCGGGGGGCCGACCUGCAGGGUUCUCCCUCAAGAGGCUAGUCCUCUGCCGCCACUCGCUUAGGACCCUGCGGACACCGCGUCCCGCGUCCACGCCCUCCCCUCAACCCUCUUCCACCCUUCAAAAGAAGGACUGUCCCAGACACCACGUCCUAGGGCCAGAAGACCUGCCCCCACGACAGUCGCUGGAGACACCCCAGACCGGAGAGACUGACAUCGGGACAGGACCCGCCCCUCUGCUUCCACCUCUCAGGGACCUCCUCUGCUCCGCCGCCGGGCGAAGUGCUGGGAGACCCAGCCGCCUGUCGCGCUCCUGCAGGGGGACCCUCAGCUAGGCAGCCAGCUGGCGCCCGCGUAGAUGGCGAGGAGCCCCCAAGGCCUCCUGAUGCUGCUGCUGCUACACUACUUGAUCGUCGCCCUGGACUAUCAUAAGGCAAAUGGGUUUUCUGCAUCAAAAGACCACCGUCAAGAAGUCACAGUAAUAGAGUUCCAAGAGGCUAUUUUGGCUUGUAAAACCCCAAAGAAGACUACCUCCUCCAGACUGGAGUGGAAGAAGGUGGGACAGGGGGUCUCCUUGGUCUACUACCAACAGGCUCUCCAAGGUGACUUUAAAGACCGUGCUGAGAUGAUAGAUUUCAAUAUACGAAUCAAAAAUGUUACAAGAAGUGAUGCUGGAGAGUAUCGCUGUGAAGUCAGCGCUCCGACUGAGCAAGGCCAGAACCUGCAGGAAGAUAAAGUCAUGCUAGAAGUACUAGUGGCUCCUGCUGUUCCUGCCUGUGAAGUGCCCACUUCUGUUAUGACUGGAAGUGUGGUGGAGCUACGAUGCCAGGAUAAAGAAGGAAACCCAGCUCCGGAGUACAUCUGGUUUAAAGAUGGCACAAGUUUGCUAGGGAAUCCAAAAGGCGGCACACACAACAACAGCUCGUACACAAUGAACACGAAGUCUGGAAUUCUGCAAUUCAACAUGAUUUCCAAGAUGGACAGUGGAGAGUAUUACUGCGAAGCCCGGAACUCUGUCGGACACCGCAGGUGCCCUGGGAAGCGAAUGCAAGUAGAUGUUCUCAACAUAAGCGGCAUCAUAGCAACGGUUGUGGUGGUGGCCUUCGUGAUUUCUGUAUGUGGCCUUGGCACAUGCUAUGCUCAGAGGAAAGGCUACUUUUCAAAAGAAACUUCCUUCCAGAAGGGCAGUCCUGCAUCUAAAGUCACUACGAUGAGCGAAAAUGAUUUCAAGCACACAAAAUCCUUUAUAAUUUAAAAGAAUUCCAGUUUUGAGCUGCACCAAAACCAGUUGUCACAUGUUAUUAAAAUAUUGUAAAACUCUGUGUCUUACACUUGCAAAGUGAUGAAGAAAUAUGAAAGUGGGAGUUCAUCAGAAGUUUUAUGAUCUCUAACUCACAAGAAAUAUUUUAAGCAAAAUGUUCUUGCCAUCACUAAAUUACAACCUGGCAUCUUGUGUCUGACCUAAAGUGAAAUGUCUGGUAAUAUUCUGAGUUUUUGAAGUGCAAAUGAAUGUCAGUUUGGAGUUGACUAUAUCACACUGACUGUAAGGCUAAUCCAAGAAGCAAGAAUAUACUCCAUGUGUUCUCUCCAUGCAAGAAUGGCUUAUGUGUUCAGGAAAUACUCUAACGAAUGGAAACCCUGUUCACAAAAUUCCUACCAGAAUCCUCUUCUUACCUCUAAAUAACUUGGGUUCCAUUGUCCUGUGUCUCUAUAUCCCAGGGCUGGGUCUUACGUCUAAGGAUUUGCACUUUAUAUUUUCUUUCACUUCUCAGAACCAAAAGCAGCAUGAAGGGAGCUGCUACUGCCAUUUCCUUGGAGGCUUUUGGAGAGGCUCAGCGACCUGGACAUUAGAAUGCAUUACUAGAGCCUACACAACUCCACAGACACCCUUUUUGUGCUUGAGUGGUGACCUGUUAUCUGUCUCUAAAAGCAAUUCUGAACUGGGCUAGUUCCUCCCCGGUGAAGAUGAAGGGUUCCCAGUCAGCUUAUGAUGGAACAGGGGCACAGGGGAGAGAAGCAUUUGCCCCAUAAGGCAAAGGUAGAUGAACAAGCUCAUUUUGACUCUUGAUCCAGCAAAGGCACAGGAGAAACCAUAGCUGAAAUGAGAUGGGUCUAAUGUCUUCUGAACUGGUUAUCCACAAAGGCCACCAACCAGCUAGUGUCAGAAUUGGAAAUUCCCAGGGCUCAGCAGGAAACCCAGUCCUGUUGGGGACUACUUUACCCAUAUUAAAACAAACAAACAAACAAACAAACAAACAUAAACGCAACCUGGGAUGUCUAGUUCUGGGUAAAUAAGCAUGAAAGGUCAUUUACUCCCUCUAUCAGCUUUGAACAUGGUCAAGUUGGCUUUGCACCCAAAAGGCAAGGCAGAUUCUCAGGAUUUGCAAACAGGGCAAGUGGUCAGAGAGUGCCUGGUAUUGAUCUGGUCACAGGGGCGAUGCCCACUGCCAUAAUCUUCCCCUUUAACUUUGUGGCCUUGAGUCCUUCCUAACCAGUAGACACCUUUCCAAAGGGCUGACUUGUGUAAAAUGGCUCAGCCCUCAAGCUCAGAUUCACACUUGAGCUAGCAAGCUACAAGGAACGAGACAGUACAUAAUUCAACCCACAUGGUUCUUGUUACAACCACUUAAUGUAGAGUACAGGUAAGUGUGCCCACAGAUCCAAGCUCCUUGCCCCUGGUAGCCAACAAACACCUGUGGUGUAUAAGAAAUCAGGGUAAAUGUUGCCUAGGCUGGGACUAUGAGCUCUGCUUUGAUAGGAGGACUGCUAUCCUUCUGCAGUGCCAAGCAGACAGCUCUCAAGGAUGCCUCUUCAGGCCCACAUGCCUCUUCAGGCCCACAUAGCAUCACAAGGCCCCUGCAUCAAUUUAAACGACACAAUCCACCCCAUGAGAGGACAGUUACGUAGUGCCUUACCUUCACUAACACAUGAGAAGCUUCCUUGUAAGACACUGAAGCCUAAAGGUUCACUUUAUGCGGUGCGAACAUCUAACAAAGUCUGUGCCAAACACCUAUUAUACAUUCUUAGCUAAGCUACUGUAUACAGCCAUGCAGAAAUCAUUGUAUUAAGAAUGCUUUCUUCUACACAAAGGACCUAACUGCACACUAAUCUUCUAGUUAUUAAGUCUAUCCGGGAGUCACUGCCAUGAAGACCUGUCUGUCUGCUGUUUUCUGUGACUUGAACUCUAACAAUGUGUCAAAAUCUAAUUGUAGUGUCUAGAUGUUGAUUUUAUUUUUCCCGCAGUCAAAGUGCAGUAAGGGUCUAGAAACUAUGUGAGCGAGUUUUGUUUUGGUACUGUUGCUGUUGUAACUAGAUCCAGCUCAUUUUUGGUCGGGAUAGGGGUUAACUCACUCAAGCACUAAGGCUGCAUGUUUGUUUUCCAAUACAACUUUACAAAGAACUUCCUUCACUCUACAACUCACUUUGUUUGAUUAAAGUUCACGCUACAAAAAUAGCUAUGCACAGCUCAACGUUUUAGUCUCAUUCACCGGAGGGGGAAGUCACUCACCUAUUGUUCAAUAACCCAGGAAACUCCUCCCUCCCUUCCACCUGCUGCUGUGAGGCAGCUCUAGCAGUUUAAAAUCAAGUUUCACUUGUCUCUACGCUUGGAUCCCGGCCAACUUCUAAAGUCAGAGAACACAGAGGGUAAACUACUUACUGGCUGUUUUGUGUAUGGCAGAGGUGGGGUUGAGGGAGUGCCAAAUCUCCCUCCUCUUCCAAGACCUUGUGAAGAAGAGCCUGCGGUGACCGCUUGCUUUGCAGUGCUGUGUUACUGGAGGAGCUGAACACAGCCACCAGAUCCACAGCUCACACUUUCUUCACCCACCCCCAUCCACCAUGGUCCCCAAACCUAUCUUUGUCAAACUUUAGCAUUUAAAAAGAAAGAUGCAACAGAAUUUUAUACACAACCAACCCAGGACCCACUUUUUGUUUGUUGCCUUAUUCAGCAAACUGAACUAUGUUUGUCUUUACAAUUUAUUCUGCCCUUUUGUAUACAUUUGUACUACUUCCCCAUCCAUUAGUCCUCAUCACAAGCUAUGGAAAUUCUAUUUACUCCUGAAAGAGCAAAUUCAACUCUCUGUGGGACUUCUCCCAUUUUCCAGCUGUGAGUUUUGUCUCUGAAUUCUGAUGGCAUCUGAUUCUUUUGUGAUAUUUAUUGACUUCUGUGUUACAGUACCGGUAGGUAUGUAUAUGUCUGACAUCUCUACCAACCUGAAACCCUGAGAAAAGACCCAUGUUGUACAGGUCUUCAUAAACCCUAAGGUAUUUAAGAGUAUCUGAAAAUGGUCAAUACCUGUGAAACACAAAGAUAUUAAAUAUAAACAUCUACUUAGGAAUUAAUAAAACAUUGUAUUCUGAUACAACUCAUUUAUGGUCUAUGAAUUAUUACUACAUGAACUAAGGAUAGACAAAAAUUAUUUUCCCUUUUAGCAAUUAGUUGUCCAUUUCCACACAAUUCAUUUUUAUGCAUGGGUGGUUUACCUCCAUGUGUUUGUACUACAUGCGAACCUGGUACCCCUAGACAUCAGGAGAGGAACUCAGACUCCCUGGAAAUGGAGCCCCAGAUGGUUGUAAGCUGCCGUCUAAGUGCUGGAAGCAAACUCAAGUCCUCUGGAAGAGCAGAUUGCUAACCAUGAAGGCAUCUCUCCAGCCUUAUCCACACAAUUCUUAAAUAUUUUUCAUCUCUUGUUUCUUGUUCAGUUAAGAUUUGGAACAUUUUAGCUGUAAUAACUGGUAAAGAAAUUUAUGGUGAACUAUCAUUGGUUGGUUUUAUUUUACUUCCUCAAAUUUGAAGAAAUAAAAACAAACAAAAAAA